AUGGGGGUACCUUUAUUUGGUGAUAGCAAACCCUUCUAUUUCCGGAUCUGGAAUGGACUAAGCCAGAAGUUGCAAGGCAAAAAGUCCUGGGAUAAACAUCUGGAUGAAAUCUACUUACUCCAGCAGAAAAGGAUCUGUGAGUCCCCACUCCUUCAGGCUGCCAAGGAGAACAACAUCCCAGUCAUUAUGAAACUUCUCACUGAUGAAACAUGUGAUAUUUAUCAGAGAGGUGCAGUAGGGGAGACUGCCCUCCAUGUAGCUGCCUUGUAUGAUAAUGUGGAGGCUGCACUGGCUCUGAUGGAAGCAGCUCCGGAGCUUGUCAAUGAGAGGAUGACAUCAGAACUCUAUGAAGGGCAGACAGCUCUCCACAUUGCAGCAGUGAACCAGAAUAUCACUUUGGUGAAGGCUUUGCUCAAGAGAGGGGCAAAUAUCUGCACAGCACAGGCCACUGGGCACUUCUUCAGGCGCAGCUCCCAGAACCUUCUCUAUUUUGGAGAACAUGUUUUGUCAUUUGCUGCCUGUGUGGGAAAUGAGGAGAUUGUACAGUUGCUCAUUGAAAAUGGAGCUGACAUUAGAGCUCAGGAUUACCUGGGUAACACCAUCCUCCACAUCUUAGUUCUCCAGCCUAAUAAGACAUUUGCCUGCCGCAUGUACAGCCUGAUACUUUCCUAUGACCAGACCAAAGAGGGACCAAGAUCACUUGAAUUAAUUCCUAACAAUGAGGGGCUUACUCCAUUCAAACUGGCUGGAGUUGAGGGCAACACUGUGAUGUUUCAAUACCUCAUGCAAAGGCGAAAGCAUAAUCUCUGGUCCUUUGGCCCCUUGACCACUGUGCUGUAUGAUCUCACAGAGAUUGACUCCUGGGCUGAAGAUCAAUCCUUCCUUGAACUCAUUGUCUCAACCAAGAAGAGAGAGGCACGCCAGAUCUUAGAUUUAACACCUGUGAAGGAGCUGGUGAGCCUGAAGUGGAAUAUGUAUGGACGGCCCUAUUUCUGCUUCCUGGCUUUAUUCUAUGUACUCUACAUGGUCUGCUUCACUAUGUGCUGUGUCUACCGGCCACUGAAACCUCGAACAGGCAAUAAGACAAGCAGUAGAGACAAUACAGUCUAUGUCCAGAAAAUGCUGCAGGAAUCUUAUGUAACAUAUGAGGAUGAGUUGAGGCUGGUGGGGGAGCUGAUCACAGUUAUUGGAGCUGUAGUAAUUUUGAUCCUUGAGAUCCCAGAUAUUCUUAGAGUUGGAGCAGCGAAAUACUUUGGACAAACCAUCCUGGGAGGACCUUUCCACAUAAUUGUUAUCACAUAUGCUUGCAUGAUUCUGGUAACCAUGGUGAUGCGUCUUACCAGCACUACUGGUGAGGUGGUGCCCAUGUCCUUUGCCCUGGUACUAGGAUGGUGCAAUGUCAUGUACUUUGCACGAGGCUUCCAGAUGCUUGGGCCCUUCACCAUCAUGAUCCAGAAGAUGAUAUUUGGAGAUCUUAUGCGCUUUUGCUGGCUCAUGGCUGUGGUGAUACUAGGCUUUGCAUCAGCUUUUUACAUCAUCUUCCAGACAGAGAACCCUGAAAACCUCGGGCAGUUCUACAACUAUCCCAUGUCCUUGUUCACCACCUUUGAGCUGUUUCUCACUAUCAUUGAUGGCCCUGCAAACUAUGAUGUAGACCUGCCUUUUAUGUACAGUGUGGUAUACUUUGCCUUUGCCAUCAUUGCCACCCUCCUUAUGCUCAAUUUGCUAAUUGCCAUGAUGGGUGACACCCACUGGAGAGUGGCUCAUGAACGAGAUGAACUCUGGAGAGCCCAGAUUGUUGCUACCACUGUCAUGCUGGAACGAAAACUGCCACGGUGUCUCUGGCCUCGCUCUGGGAUCUGUGGGCGGGAGUACGGGCUGGGGGACCGAUGGUAUCUCAGAAUAGAAGACAGAAUUGAUCCCAACAAACACAAGAUGAUGCGAUUCACAGAAGCAUUUAAGGGUCAUGAUAGGGAUAACUGUGACAAAAGUCUGGAAAAGCUGGAUAUUGAUACGAACAUCCUGUACAAGAAGGACAUGUCCAUUCCAUCAUUGUCACGAGGCACAUCUAGGACUAAUUCUCAGAGUGGCUGGGAGAUCCUGAGGCGCAAUACUUUCCACCAACUUCAUGGAGAAAUCAAUCAUGCCAUGGAAGAAGUCUAUGAUGUCUAACCUUCUUUAUUCAUUCCACAGCAUGGAUUGCAUUUGCCACAGUAGUUGUCUCCUCCAACUGUUCAUACACACUCCAGCAUGCUACAGAUUCAACAGCAUUGCAGAGCUCUGCCAGUGCAUCACAAAUUGUUCCUGGUAUCUUUGUUAUGAUAUAUAGAUUAAGUCUUUCUCUCCUACUUUUUAGGGGUCCCUGCUUUUGCAUUAAUAUUUGUGCCAAGUUAGUUGGCUUGUUGAGCUAAGGCCUGUAGUUUAUAAUGCCCACAGAACUGAGCAAUAGAAGCCAGCACUGGAAUUUCAACAAUUUACUAAGAGGCAGUUAGUAAGACCUUUCCCAGAGUGUAACAUAU
This is a messenger RNA of Lagopus leucura (white-tailed ptarmigan), 2519 nucleotides long. RefSeq names its product transient receptor potential cation channel subfamily V member 6-like. Gene Ontology annotation, biological process: calcium ion import across plasma membrane. NCBI's taxonomy places the organism in Eukaryota, Metazoa, Chordata, Aves, Galliformes, Phasianidae. Gene Ontology annotation, cellular component: membrane. The coding region runs from base 1 to 2172 and encodes 723 amino acids. Gene Ontology annotation, molecular function: protein binding; calcium channel activity. The transcript has 15 exons. The record is from RefSeq and is a predicted model, not a curated record.